AUGAUUCUGAAAGUAUUUUCUGUCUGCCUGUCUCUCUCUCUCUCUCAAACAUACACAAUCUAUCUAUCUAUCUAUCUAUCUGAUACCCAUAUUCUUACCCAGAAAUCAAUACGUCUGAAAAUCUUUCGCGCUCUCUCACCCUCUCUCUCUCUCUCUCUGUCUCUCUUCUUCAGUUUCCUUCUCUAUCAAAUACACUCACAUCGUUCACAUAUUUAUUUUUUAUCUCUAUCUAUCUAUCUAUCUAUCUAUCUAUCUAUCUAUCUAUCUAGUUAUUCAUAUGGAAAGACUGAUAAAAGUGGACUUGAGAAAAAUAAUUUAAUCUAUCUAUCUAUCUAUCUAUCUAUCUAUCUAUCUAUCUAUCUCUCUCUCUCUAUAUAUAUAUAUAGAGAGAGAGAGGGGGCUCCAUCUGCUUGUGUGACCUCUCUGUCCGCUUCCCGUAACCUUCUCUUCCGUUUCACCCGCCUGUAUGCUUCCUUUCUCAUCAAUGACACAGAUGCUCCUGUGUCCACCAGAGCUCUCAUCGCCCUACCCCCUAUCUCCGCUCUACAGGAUAGUUCUUUCUCUUGCCUUCUCUUCAGGUGUCCUGGCCUCCUGCAAAACCAGCACCUUCUUGUCGGACAGUUCGCCGCAAAGUGGCCCGCCCGACCACAUGUCCAACAUUUUGCUCUUUUCCUUUUCAACUGGGCUAACCUCCCGUCUACUCCGGGGGGUACCCGUCCUCUACCCAAGCGCUUCUUCUUUUUAACUGGGCCACCCUCCCUCUUAAUUCCGGGGUGGCCCGCUGGCUUUUCUCGGGCUCAGCCUUGUUUGUUAAUAUCGGUGGGGCCCCUUUCCUCCGCCCGCACCACUUGGCCAGGUGUCCUUUCUUACCACACCUGGUGCACCUGUCACGAUCGAAGUCUGGGGGCAACCCCCACUUCGUCGUACACACCGCCGCCCUGUGGCCCCCAUGCCCACAGGUCCAGCAGACCAGCCCUUAUCUGCCCGGCGUGGGCUUAUAAAAGCCAUGCCUGGUCGACCAUGCCCUUCUAUUGGGGUCUUCUUCCCAUACUUCAGCCUGAUCUACUUCUAAUUUAA
Molecule: messenger RNA, 1077 nt
Organism: Acanthosepion pharaonis
Lineage: Eukaryota; Metazoa; Mollusca; Cephalopoda; Sepiida; Sepiidae
Source: the annotation of a GenBank genome assembly